AUGGCGCCCGCAGCAAAUACUGCUAGACAGAGACGCAUUUCCGGGUCUGCAAGAGCUCCGGUUGACUCUGACUCGGACGCCGAAUAUAAAGCCUACAAUGGCCGGCUGAAAGAAGCGAGUGCAGCUCGAACCCGCCUGCGGAAGGCUAAGCAAACCCGCGACAGAAACCGCACCGCCCUCGCCACAGCCUACGAGUCCUCCCUCAAGCAAAUCGAAUCUCGCAUCCAAAAGUCCGUUACCAAACACAACGACUUGCGAUCCGCAAUCCACAUCUCGCACCUCAAGCGCCUCAAACAAGCCAUGGACCGCCGCGACGAAAAGGCCGGCCAGAUCGCCCGCCGGCUGGCCGAGCACCAGCGCCGCAUGCUGAACCUGGCCAUCCAGCUGCAGGCGCUGUAUGAGGGUCGCAAGGAGGAUGUGGCGGCGCUGGUUAAGGACGCCCCUGUUUCUGGGCGGGAGGGUCGUGGGGGAGGGGAGGAUCGUGAGGCUCGUGAUGGCAAGGAGGUGCCGGUGUAA
Molecule: messenger RNA, 516 nt
Organism: Chaetomium fimeti
Lineage: Eukaryota; Fungi; Ascomycota; Sordariomycetes; Sordariales; Chaetomiaceae
Exons: 4
Coding region: 1-516 (171 amino acids)
Source: RefSeq, a predicted model, not a curated record